CUACAAGGCUCUAGUAAUGUUAGAAAGCCAUAUUGAGAAAGUAAUAAACAGGUUUUUUAUACUCUAAACCAGUGUUUUUCUAACACUAGUGGUAGAAAACAACGGCUCUAAACGAUAUACCGUAUUUUCUGUACUACAAGUCACACAAGGCCAAAAAUACAUAAUUAGGUAGAAAAAAAACAUACAUAAGUCGCACUGGAGUAUAUGUCGCACAAGGCCAAAAAUACAUAAGUCUCUCCGGAGUAUACGUCGCACAAGGCCAAAAAUACAUGAUUAAGUAGAAAAAAACCUACAUAAGUCUCUCCGGAGUAUACGUCGCACAAGGCCAAAAAUGCAUAAUUAGGUAGAAAAAACAUACAUAAGUUGCUCCGGAGUAUACGUCUCACAAGGCCAAAAAUACAUGAUUAGGUAGAAAAAAACAUGCAUAAGUCUCUCUGGAGUAUAAGUCGCACAAGGCCAAAAAUGCAUAACUUGGUAGAAAACAAACAUACAUAAGUCGCACUGGAAUACAAGUCACAUUUUUUGCAGGUAAUUUAUUUUUCAAACUACUUGACCAAAACAGGCAAAAAAAUAAACAUGCACAGAAAAGGUGUCCAGUGUUUAUGUAACAUAAACGUUUUUUUCAAUUAUAAGUCGCUCUGGAGUAUAAGUCACAGGAACAGCCAACCUAUGAAAAAAAAGUGCGACUUAUAGUCCGGAAAAUACGAUACUAUAAAUACUCAAUGAAGUACUUAGUCAGCCCUCCAAUAUCGCAGUUCUAUUAUUGCUCCCUCACAAUAUGCCGUGUUUCAGAAACAACCAGUCCCUGCAGCACAAUAGGGGUGUUACUUCAUGUCUACAAGGCUCUAGUAAUGUUAGAAAGCCAUAUUGAGAAAGUAAUAAACAGUUUUUUUAUACUCUAAACCAGUGUUUUUCUACCACUAGUGUGCCGCGGCACAGUGGUUGAAAACCACGCCUCUAAACGAUAUACCGUAUUUUCUGGACGAUAAGUCACACAAGGCCAAAAAUGCAUAAUUAGGUAGAAAAAAAACAUACAUAAGUCGCAUUGGAGUAUUCGUCGCACAAGGCCAAAAAUACAUAAUUAGGUAGAUAAAAACAUACAUAAGUCGCACUGGAGUAUACGUCGCACAAGGCCAAAAAUGCAUAAUUAGGUAGACAAAAACAUACAUAAGUCGCACUGGAGUAUAAGUCACACGAGGCCAAAAAUGCGUAAUUAGGUAGAAAAAAACAUACAUAAGUCGCACUGGAGUAUAAGUCACACAAGGCCAAAAAUGCGUAAUUAGGUAGAAAAAAACAUACAUAAGUCGCACUGGAGUAUAAGUCGCACAAGGCCCAAAAUGCAUAAUUAGGUAGAUAAAAACAUACAUAAGUUGCUCCGGAGUAUAUGUCGCACAAGGCCAAAAAUACAUGAUUAGGUAGAAAAAAAACAUACAUAAGUCGCACUGGAGUAUAUGUCGCACAAGGCCAAAAAUACAUGAUGAGGUAGAAAAAAAACAUACAUAAGUCGCACUGGAGCAUAUGUCGCACAAGGCCAAAAAUACAUAAGUCUCUCCGGAUUAUACGUCGCACAAGGCCAAAAAUACAUGAUUAAGUAGAAAAAAACAUACAUAAGUCUCUCCGGAGUAUACGUCGCACAAGGCCAAAAGUGCAUAAUUAAGUAUAAAAAAACAUAAGUUGCACUGGAACAUAUGUCGCACAAGGCCAAAAAUGCAUAAUUAGGUUAAAAAAAAAACAUACAUAAGUUGCUCCGGAGUAUACGUCACACUAGGCCAAAAAUACAUGAUGAGGUAGAACGAAAACAUACAUAAGUCUCUCCGCAGUAUAUGUCGCACAAUGCCAAAAAUGCAUAAUUAGGUAGAAAAAAACAUACAUAAGUCGCACUGGAGUAUAAGCCGCACAAUGCCAAAAAUGCAUAAUUAGGUAGAAAAAAAACAUACAUAAGUUGCACUGGAGUAGAAGUCGCAUUUUUGCGGGUAAUUUAUUUUCCAAACUACUUGACCAAAACAGGCAAAAAAAAAUAAACAUAAACAGAAAAGGUGUCCUCUGUUUAUGUAACAUAAACAUUUUUUUCAUUUAUAAGUCGCUCUGGAGUAUAAGUCGCAGGAACAGCCAACCUAUGAGAAAAAAAGUCCGGAAAAUACGGUACUAUAAAUACUCAAUUUAGUAACAUUGAAUCCCACAUCACGGAAAUUAAUUAACUCAUCUGGGUCGGGAACCAAUUAACUGUGAUAAACGAGGGACGACUAUACUCGGUCUAUCUGUGGCGGGGAACAGCAUAUGAGAUUUAGAGUUAGAAAGCGGAACGACAAUCUACACAUGUGUCCAAAUGUGUCUGUGGCAGUCCAAAUUGUAUUAGUGAUGGGUCGCCACAGAUAAAUGAAUGUAUGGGAAACACUACUCAGAUGUGGUUAUGGGAGAGUAUUUGUAAAACUGCUGUGAGAAAGGGGAAUUUGCCAAAAACCCUUGUGCAAUACAAUAUCAUAUAUAUGUAUAAUAUACAUACGUACAUACAUAGUACAUACAUACAUAUAAUACAAUACACAAACACCCUGUUACUCGCCGCCUGCAGGGCAGAUGUGGCACAUGUAAAAAACUUUUUGUGUAUUUUCACUAAAACUUCUCUCUCGUAGAAGUCAGGUACUCUCUGCAGUUGAGUAAUCACCAUCAUUGGUUUUUUUAUGGCUGAUCCGGGCCAAAGCGGGCCAGGCCUGGUGCACACCUGCCCUGCCCUCAUUGGGUGGAGUCAGCACCCAGCCAAUACCUGCGAGUGGUUCUACCUGUUGCACCUGCUCCCCCCCCCCCCUCCCUACCUGCCUGCCUCGCCUGUCAGCUGACGAGGGAUGGGCCGUCUCAGCGCCGCUCCACCUGCCCGUCCACGGCGGCGCGGAACCUCCCCUACCCCACCUCUACCCGUGCGGAGAAUAAAGAAGGAAGUGGAUGGAGGCGGUCCAACCGGUUCUGGCUUCAAGCUCCAAGCCGGAGAGAGAGAGACCGAGGGGGACUGGAUGUAUUUGCUACGUGUUUAGAGGGGGGGGGCUCCGGUGGAGUGGCUUCAGAUUGGAUCCAAAAGAAGCGGGAGGCCAGUGAACGCAGCAUGGGGUCGGAUGACACGUAUAAUUUUGUCUUUAAGGUGGUUCUGAUCGGGGAGUCCGGCGUGGGCAAGAGCAACCUGUUGACCCGCUUCACCAAGAACGAGUUCAACCACGACAGCCGCACCACCAUCGGCGUGGAGUUCAGCACCCGCACCGUCCAGCUGGACAACUGCACCAUCAAGAUGCAAGUGUGGGACACCGCCGGACUGGAGCGCUACCGGGCCAUCACUUCCGCGUAUUACCGGGGAGCCGUGGGGGCGUUGCUGGUCUAUGACAUCACCAAGCACGUGACCUACGAGAGCGCCGAGCGAUGGCUGAAGGAGCUGUACGACCACGCAGACCCCCACAUGGUGGUCAUGCUGGUGGGCAACAAGAACGACCUGGAGGAAAUGAGGACCGUCCCCGCCGAGGAGGCCAAGGCCUUUGCAGAGAAGAAGGGUUUGAUGUUCAUGGAGACGUCGGCGUUGGAUUCCACCAACGUUGAAGCGGCGUUCAUUGACGUCCUCACCGCCAUCCAUCGCAAGGUGGCCAGCAGACAGGUGACGCGGGGUUCCAUCAGCGCCGUCACCCUAUCGGGGCCCAUCCACCCCACCGGCGAGGCCCAGCAGGAGGGCAGAGGAUGCUGCAGGAGCUGAGCGAGCCUGGCGGCACACGGAGUGUAAGUUGGAUGGCCAAACCCACAACCACACGCUCCUUUUAAUUUGGCUGAUGACGCCAUUUUCUAUUGAACAAAACAACAAUGGCCGCCUGUCAUGUCAACCGCUGCCGUUGUUGGAAUGCAAAGAAAGAACAGGAAAUAAAUUAUUUCAUUCACUUACUCGCUGACGUGAUGAAUGAACAUGCACUCUCUCCUGAUAGCCACAUCCUCUUCAUCUCAUCAUCAUCAUCAUCAUCAUUAUAGUGUCAUUGGCCACUCAGUCAGACUGUUGUUCCAGUAAAUGGCCACUAGAUGGCAGCAUUGGGCGUAUAUGAUGACUAGAACUACUAACAAGUGCUAUUUAUUUAUGUACAUACUAUAUAUUCAUAUGUACACGAUGGAGUCUGGUCACCAUGGCAACAACCAGUUGGACAUUACAGUGGUGUGAAAAAGUUUGGGCACCUCUGUUAAUGUUCCAGACGUUCCUUUCUAAACGACUGCUUGUUGGAAUCAACCAUUCCUGGUAAAUAGAUCCUAUAGCAGACCAACACGGGGGAAGUGGAAUAAGUCCAAAUAAGUAGAAGGUAUUUUGGACCAUUCCUCUUUCCAAAACAUCUCCAUUUAAGUCAGGUUUGAUGGUUUCGCUUUAAAUCACGCCACAUAUUUUCGAUAAUAUUUAGGUCUAGGGACUGGGAUGGUCAUUCCACAACUUUGUACUUGUUCCUCUGCAUUCAAUUUUACAUGAAUUGAUUUUUUUUCCUAUUACAACUUUUUCUAAAAUGAAAUAAAACAAAAUUAAAAAUACAAAUA
This is a messenger RNA of Doryrhamphus excisus (bluestripe pipefish), 4539 nucleotides long. RefSeq names its product ras-related protein Rab-25-like. The record is from RefSeq and is a predicted model, not a curated record. Gene Ontology annotation, molecular function: GTPase activity; GTP binding. NCBI's taxonomy places the organism in Eukaryota, Metazoa, Chordata, Actinopteri, Syngnathiformes, Syngnathidae.